Colletotrichum orchidophilum is the source of this 840-nucleotide messenger RNA. RefSeq lists its product as uncharacterized. The transcript has 3 exons. Gene Ontology annotation, cellular component: cytoplasm. The record is from RefSeq and is a predicted model, not a curated record. The annotation marks the transcript as partial. NCBI's taxonomy places the organism in Eukaryota, Fungi, Ascomycota, Sordariomycetes, Glomerellales, Glomerellaceae. Gene Ontology annotation, molecular function: protein-L-isoaspartate (D-aspartate) O-methyltransferase activity. Gene Ontology annotation, biological process: protein modification process.
CCUAGCAGAGCGCCCGCCACUACGAAUAUCAGACGCCCUUCGGUACGGAGAGCUCUCAAGCUCCUCCUGAGCUCGACCCAACGGAAGACCCAUCGCUUUAUACACCAUUCACCCGCCACCAACUUCAAAAUGGCCUGGCGAAGCUCAGGCGCCACAAACAAAGACCUGGUCGAAAAUAUGUGGCGGCACGGCCUCAUCAAAGACCAGCGAGUAAAGGACGCCUUUCUCAAGGUUGACCGGGCACACUACGCUCCCAGUGCGCCGUACGAGGACUCUCCCCAGUCCAUAGGCUACAAGGCCACCAUCUCGGCGCCUCACAUGCACGCUAGCGCAACCGAGUCUCUCCUCUCGUAUAUCCUGCCCUCCGAUCAGAAGCCCGCCCCACGGGUGCUAGAUGUCGGCUCUGGCUCGGGGUACUUGACGCACCUCCUUGCCGAGCUCGUGGGGGACAAAGGGGUCGUCGUCGGCCUGGAACAUAUACAGGCACUGAAAGACAUGGGGGAGAGCAACAUGGCCAAGAGUACCGAGGGGAAGGCACUGUUGGACAGCGGCAAGGUCAAAUUCCGGGUUGGUGAUGGACGAAAAGGCUGGGUGGAGGCGCCGAGACAGGGGGAGGACGCCGGGUGGGAUGCCAUUCACGUCGGAGCCGCUGCGGUGGAGCUUCACCAGGAGUUGGUGGAUCAGCUCCGGGCACCUGGGAGAAUGUUCAUUCCCGUCGAGGACGAUAAUGGCUACGAUCAGUACGUCUGGGCCAUUGACAAGAAGGAGGACGGGUCCGUUGUAAAAGAGAAGCUGUUCGGGGUUCGAUAUGUACCCCUGACCGAUGCUCCCAAGGCGUGA